Messenger RNA from Orbilia oligospora ATCC 24927, 1341 nucleotides. RefSeq lists its product as uncharacterized. Gene Ontology annotation, molecular function: proteasome-activating activity; ATP hydrolysis activity; ATP binding. Gene Ontology annotation, cellular component: proteasome regulatory particle, base subcomplex. Gene Ontology annotation, biological process: proteasome-mediated ubiquitin-dependent protein catabolic process. The transcript is spliced from 3 exons. Bases 1 to 1341 code for a protein of 446 amino acids. Lineage: Eukaryota; Fungi; Ascomycota; Orbiliomycetes; Orbiliales; Orbiliaceae. The record is from RefSeq and is a predicted model, not a curated record.
AUGGCCACCCUCGAAGAUCUAGAAGCUCUAGAGCAAGCCACCAAUGCAGACGGCCCCAAGGAUAAGGACGGUGACGCCUCGAUGGGCGAAGCCGACUCUGGCGUCGAUCCCGAAAUCCUAACAGCCUCUACUCAAGAUGUCAUCAACCGUCGCCGUCUGCUUGAGAACGACCUACGCGUCAUGCGGUCCGAAUUCCAGCGCCUAACCCACGAAAAAGGCACUAUGAACUCGCGAAUCAAAGAGAACCUUGAGAAGAUAGAGAACAACCGCAUGUUACCAUAUCUCGUUGGAAACGUUGUUGAACUGUUAGAUUUGGAUCCUAACAGCGAGUUACCGGAAGAUGGUGCAAAUACCGAUGUUGACGCUACACGGACGGGCAAGUCGGCAGUUAUCAAGACUUCGACGAGACAGACCAUCUUCCUACCGUUGAUUGGUCUUGUAGAUCCGGAGAAGCUGAAGCCAGGUGAUUUGAUUGGUGUUAAUAAGGAUAGCUACCUUGUCUUGGAUACGUUACCUGCAGAGUAUGACAGCAGAGUAAAAGCCAUGGAGGUGGAUGAGAAGCCUACUGAGGGGUAUGGUGAUAUUGGUGGGUUAGAUAAACAAAUUAUGGAGCUUGUGGAAGCUGUUGUCACACCGAUGAAGGAAGCAGAGAGAUUUAAGAAGAUUGGUAUCAAGGCGCCGAAGGGUGCUUUGAUGUAUGGUCCUCCGGGAACAGGAAAGACACUUCUUGCCAGAGCCUGCGCUGCUCAAUCCAACGCUACCUUCCUUAAACUCGCCGGUCCUCAGCUCGUUCAAAUGUUCAUUGGUGACGGUGCCAAGCUUGUUCGCGACGCAUUCGCCCUCGCCAAAGAGAAGGCACCAGCAAUCAUCUUCAUCGACGAACUUGACGCCGUUGGUACCAAACGUUUCGACUCUGAAAAAUCUGGAGACAGAGAGGUGCAACGUACCAUGUUGGAGCUAUUGAACCAACUUGACGGUUUCGCCAGCGACGACAGAGUCAAGGUGCUUGCUGCGACAAAUCGUGUCGAUGUCCUUGACCCCGCUUUGUUGAGAUCCGGUCGAUUGGAUAGAAAGAUUGAGUUCCCGUUGCCGAAUGAAGAGGCUAGAGCAAAUAUCAUGCAGAUCCAUUCGAGAAAGAUGACGGUUGAUGAGGGUGUCAACUUCCAGGAGUUGGCUAGGAGUACGGAUGAAUUUAACGGUGCCAUGUUGAAGAGCGUUUGUGUGGAGGCUGGUAUGAUCGCGCUGAGAGAAGGCAAGUCGAAGAUUACACAUGAGAACUAUGUCGAUGCUUUAGCAGAAGUUCAGAGCAAGAAGAAGCAAACAGUAAACUUUUAUGCAUAA